Ectocarpus sp. CCAP 1310/34 is the source of this 1188-nucleotide messenger RNA. The record is from the annotation of a GenBank genome assembly. Lineage: Eukaryota; Phaeophyceae; Ectocarpales; Ectocarpaceae.
AUGUCUAGAGAUAUGUUUGUCGAGUCCAUGGGCCGCCGCCUCGCUCUGGUCGAUCCGGCGGAGGAUUUGCGCCAGAUCUUCAAAGCCUUUGACAGAGGAUGCCGGGGCUUCAUCACGAGGGAUGAUCUGCGGCAGGUCUUGUCGGAAGUUUUCAGCGAGAGCGAAAUGCCGCCGGUCAAGGUUGCGGAGAUGUUCUCGGAAGCCGAUUGGGACGGAAGUGGACGGGAUACCAACAGUUCGAGAGCAUGAUGACCAACCGGCUUCCUACGGAGCUGGUACGGCGAAGGGAACGCCGCCGCAGGAAGGCCUUCUGAACCGGGCCCAGCACACGCCGGAGACCAAGAAGCAUGGCGCGCUCGUGGGAGAGACAGUUGACGAGGCCUCGACACUGCUGUAUUCAGCUUUCCCGCUUUCCUCCUCGCCCUCUCCCUCAGCCUGAACGUUCACCACAUCACACCUGCUGCUGCUGCUGCUACUGCUGCUGUUUUCCGGCGGGGGUGGUGCUCCGCUACUACUGGUGCUGUGUGUUGUUGCUGAGAUCGCUACCGGUGGCGGUGGCAUUUUCGGAGUGUCGCCUUCACCAAGGCAUACCUCGUUGUUGGCAGUCAUCUCCCCUGCCACGGCCGACUGCUGUGGUGACGCCGGUGUGGCCGAUUGCAGCUCUGCGUUACUAGGUUCGUCGAGACUACUUCGUCGCGGUUGCUGGUAAACCUCGUCCGCCGGGACCUGUGCACGAGAGGCUGGCGGUAUCACCACUUCCGCAGGGGGCCGUCCGCUGGCGUUCGUCCUCUCUUCGUUCUUCUGCGCGCGAUGAAGCAUUUUGGUGGCUUCGACGUUACUAGGUUCGAGGACAAUCACCGCUCGGAAAUCGGUUGCGGCGUCUAGCGCUCUGCCCAAGGCUAGCCGAGCCUGCCCGCGGCGAAAGAGCGCCUUGGCGCAGGAAGGUUGGAUGUGGAGUGCUCGAGAACAAGCUUCUUCUGCGUCAUUCAUCGAGCCUAGCUUGAUUUGAGCGUAAGCAAGGUUGCAAAGGCAAGCUAGUUCUAGGUCUGGAACCGCGGCAUCGCUCUUCGGGCACGGUAUCUGUGAGCAAGGCGCGGGGCAGAAGACAAACAGGGUACGCGGCGUCAGGGCCAGGCUGCUUCACCCGAUUUUACCAACAGAGGUCACUAGACUGUUGUAGACUAAAGG